AUGGAUAUUAGUUUGUCAGAUAAUAUAUUAACGUCAGAAUUAGAUGAUCAACUAGUCAGCAUUUCUAAUCAUCAUUCUCAUUCCAACAAUACUGUAUCUACACAUGUCAGUAAUUGCAAUGAUUUCACCGGAACAACAUAUUUUACUACUAAUGUUUUAGGUAAUGUUAUCACACACAACUUACAACAUGUAGCUAAUUUACAAAGUGAUUGUAAUAAUAGUGUUUUACUUGAUGAGCAAGAUGUUGAUCACAAUAUUGGCGUCGGUAAUGAUAAUGAUGUUGUUAGUGACGAUAAUGACGAUAAUUUAUUUGAUGAUUUAUCCGCUGCAAUCGAGGCAAUCAAUGAAGCGAAUCGUUUAAACUCUGCGUGUGAUAAUGAUAUUGAUGAAAUUGAUGGAGUUUGCUGUGAUGAUGAUGAGAGUGGAGUUGUAGUCCCCAAUAUUAUGUCAUCAUCAUCAGCAGUACAACAGUUACAAUCACUGAGAAAUAAUGUCCCAGCUAUCACAACUUUCCACUCAAUAUCGUCAUCAUCAUCACCAUGCCAUUUUGUGACACAUCCAUUAUUUGCAAAUAUUCCUAUCACCACUACAACCGCAAUUGGUACUGCCACUACAAAUCAAUUGACUUUGUUUAAAUGUGAUACUGCCGACCAAAAAGUUGAAGAAAAUCAAUAUAUACAUGAAAAUGAAAAUGUGGUUGAAAAACCAGAUCCAACUGAGCUGGGAUCUAAUAAUUGUAUCAGUCAUAUACCGUCGUUAAUGACAGCUUCAUCAUCACGUUCCAUGAGUUCGGUUCAAUCAAGUUGGCGUUUAUUAUUACGUCCAAUAUUUGAGAAAGCUUUAAUUGAACGGUUAUGGACUAGUGGGGAAUUGGGGUCGUCAAAUCCACACUCUUUAUUAUUAUCAAUGUGGUUUUAUAUUUCGCGUCAUUUCGGUAUCGGAUGUCGUACAGAUCAUGCCAAACUUGCAUAUGGCAAUAUUGUAAUAGGCGUGAAUUCGACAACUGGUGAACGUCAUUUACACCUCCCACAUGGAGCUGUUUCAGUGGGAACAUUUAGAAAAAUAUCAAAAAGUACUAAAGAGUUUGCACCACCGGUGAAACCACGUCAACCAGAUACUCUUCUUCCUGAAUGUCUCACGAAACCUGAUCGUUGUCCAGUUCGUUUAUUUGAAGCUUUCUGUUCACAUCGUCCAUGCUCUUCAAACUCUAUUGAAUCUCCAUUCUAUUUACAACCUGAACGAUGUAAUUCCAUAAUUCAUGCAUCAAUGAAUAAUCCAACUUGGUUCACAUCAAAUGCUCUUGGUAAAAAUAAAAUUGGUUCAAUGUUGAAUGGUGCAUUACAAAAUAUCGGUAUGCCUGUUGGUCGACAAGUAAAUUUAGGCCGAUUCUGUGAUUCAUUAAUCGCUGCAGCAUUUUCACACUCCGGUGGUGGUAAUGUCGGUGAAGCAUUACGUAGUUUAUUGUUUUUAAAUUGUCGACCAAAUCAUCAUAUACCAGAAUCAUUAUUACCAAGUAUUACAUUGUAUGCAGAGAAUAUUGUACAAAUGUCAACAACACCGAAUUCACCAGUCUAUACAUAUUUAACUAAGAUAUGUUCAAUGAAAGCUGUGAAAAAUGUUAAAAAAACCAGUUUAAAACUAGCAAAAAUUCCGUCGAAACUAUCGUAUUCCGUAAACGUUAAUCAUAAAAGUAAUAACCAUGAUGUUAAUGAUAAUGAUAACGAUGAUGGUAAUAAUCAUUCAACAAAUGUCACUAGUAAUUUACCUGUAAUUUCUACGACAAGUCACAAUUGUAUUGAUAGAAUCGGCGUGAAUAAUUUGAAUCCAUUGUCGACUGCUCCUACUGAAGGAAAUGUUUGUAUUAAUUCAAAACAGACAACUUUUCGUUACAAUGACCAUCACUCUUUGGAUGAUGAAGAUGACGAUGUAGACGACGUAGCGAUUGAUUCAUUUGAUUUGGACAAUUCCAAUUCAUCAAUUAAUAAUCCCACUACUGACGGGCUACAUUCAGUACAUCAACAGUUACAUGAUAGUCAUGUCAGAACUGGAAUUGGGACACUUAACAGUAACAAUAACGACAAUAGUGGUAAUGAUGAAUCAUUAAAUUGUUUACCUAAAGUCAAAUUAUCUUCAAGUCAGGAAAAUUUGAAUGUGGACGUUUCACAAACAUAUCCUUUCGGCAGUAUUAUUCAGACACAGGGUGGUAGUGGACAGACAUUAUUUGAUAUAAAUAGUAGUCAACUGUUACAUUCACAACAUCAACUCCAGUAUUCUAAUUUUCCACAACAACAACAGUUGAAUAAUCCGACGGAAUUUCUUUUUACACCUUUAUCAUAUCCUCCUAAUGCCAAUGUAAAUAUUUCUUCAUUCUCUCCUGCUGUAAUAUUUGUGCCAGCUUCAUAUACAACAGCGAUCGGUCAUAAUCGUAUGGAAUUUGUAGCUGGUCCCGGUGGCACUGCCGUUGAUACAUCUGAUUCAUCUGUUGUUGCCUCUUCUUCGUUAACGAUAUCGCCUAAUUUAGGUAUCUGUUCAUCGAUAUCUGCUGCAUUGCCAUUAGAUGAGAAUAUGAUUGAUAUCUCUCGUCUUGGUGGUAUUGAAAAUCUAAUGCCUACAACUAUGAUUUCAUCGAGUACACCAAUUAAACAAUCAUCACCGGAUGUUACUGUGUCACAUUGUUCACAACCAGAACUGGCUACAAAAUCUAAUUUAUCGUCUAAUCGAAAUGAUACAAUAAUUCGUUGUCAACCUAAUGAUGAUAUACGUAUUGAUCUGCGUAAAACUGGCGGUGGUUCCGGUCGUUCAGUUAAAUUGGAAUUACGUGAAUUAUUAGAUCUUGUAUUAGCAGCUGCAUCUCGUACACCGAAUUCUUUAGUCUUAGCAGAUAGUGGUAAGAUUUAUUCUCCACUUCCUGGUACAUCACAACGUCCUCCAGUUGGUCUAGUUACUCAAUUACUUUGGCGUGCUCGUGCUCUAGACGAUCGUGGACCAUGGAUUUUAACUUUUUCUAUGUGGUGGUUAAUGCAGCACUAUUUUGGCAUUGGUAGCCGAAUGCAUCAUGUACGGUUACGCUGGGGACAUUUAAGAUUGGUAUCUAAUGUUAUUGAUCCUCUUACUGGAGAGUUAUGUGAAGCAAUUGAAUAUGUUGGUCCUUCGGCAUUCACUACAGUUAAAGCAUGUGCCCUACUUGAAUCUAAUUCAUCUUCAAAAGAUCAACCUGUUCGUCGUGUUUAUCCUUCUUCAGGUUGGGGAGAAGCUGAGAUUGCAGUUGCUUCAGCAUUGGCUUCUGAACACAGCGCUAAUCGUCCAAGGGUUCGUCCUCUUGAAAUUGAUCCAACUGUACCACCCGUUCCUGCUCGUUCUGGUCCUGAUUUUGUAUCUUUGUAUAAAUCAUUUGCUAGACAUAGACAACAAGCAUCGUUACUUCCAGAAGCACCAUUUUAUGUUCAACCUUUACAGAGUUCAACUUCAGCUCUUCAAUCAAAAUCUGCAAUUGCUUGGUUCAGUGUUGGCGCAUUAGGCAAAAAUCGUAUUGGUGCAUUAAUGCGUAAUAUUGUUGAUAAAGUUGUUCGUCCAGAUAUGCAACGAAUUGCAACAGCUGCUCUGUCAGCGGCCACUACUGCAUGUGUUAUAGCAGCGGAUAGAGCCGCAUUAGCCUUAAAUCAACGUGAGAAAUUUAAUUGUGUUAUGGCUAAUCGUUGUUCUACUACUACCACUUCUACAAUUAUUGCUAAUCAUAAUACUAUUAGUAGUAACAGUAAUAGUGAUAAUAAUAAUACUUUGGAUUUAAAUUAUCGUCAACAGUCAUUAGUCGAUAAAUUAUCCUGUUUACUAGGCACUAAUAUGUCUGGUAUGACUAAUGCAAGUAAUGAUACUUUGCUUACAUCAUCAUCACCUACGAUUAUCAACAACACAAAUAUCACUCGAACAAUUGAUACUGGUAGCAACAAUACUACUACUAUCGGUAAUAAUAAUAAUAAUCCCAACAUAAUGAUGCUUUCACGUUUAGAUAACCCUGAAACCACAAGUAUACUUCUUUCAUCAACACCAACACUGCUACAUUCAUCACGUACAGAAGAGAUGUGUAAUUCAAAUAAUCAAUUUUUAUUAAAGCUACCGAAAUUAAUGCAACAAUCAGUAUCAUCAUUACCAUCAUCAAUUGUAUCAUCUUGUAGUAAUAGUUCAUUGAUGAACACAAAUAGUAAUAACAUAUCUUUAUCAUCUAUGAUUACUCCACUAUCCGGUAAAUUGUCACCACCACUGCCCCCAUUACAAUCAUCAUCAAAAUUAGCUGAUUUUCGUAAUCAAAUUUUAUACGAAACCUCACCAGUUCAACAACAACAAAAUUUUGUUCAUGAUAAUGAUCGAAUUAUUGUUAAUCCAAUCAAUCAGUUGAGUGCAAACAGUUUUAUCCUAUUAACCACUGUAGAUGGGCAUACAUUUUUAGCGCCUAGUAGUAGUAGUAUUUAUCCACCAACCUCAACAGCAACGACAACAAUAGCGACUAAUCAGUCGAAUAGUUAUAUCUUGAUGCCUAAUUCAACAGCACCCACAUCCACUGGAACUAAUACUGCAUUUAAUACAACUAAUCUAUCUUUACAACAAUCGGAACAGUUCGAUCCCAUACAACUUCAGUCUCAUCAAACUAAUCUUAAUUCAUUGCAACAAAGUACAUUUAUCUUGUCUAGUUCAAGCAAUCCAACUUUAAAAACACAAAAUUCGUUGACAACGACAAAAAUCAAUUCCACGGCAUCUUCACCAGCUACAACCACAUCACGAGCAUUUAAUCAACCUGUGGCAUGUCAUCUAAUAUCACAUCCAAGUAAUAAUCAUAAUAGCACUAAUGCAGUACCGGUGAAUUUAAUUCUCUUAUCUACCUCAACUUCGCCUGGUUUCUGUUCUGCUCCAAUUGUAUUGAAUACAACUUUACAACCUCAAAUUCAACAUCACCAAGAGCAGUCACAAUCUUGUAAUUUACAAACAAUUUAUCAAUCAGACAGUCGUCAGUGUGAUUUUGAUUUCAAUCUAUAUUCUGCUAGUAGAGAUGGUGGCACUCCCAUGGAUUCACUUCAACCGUUAAUUAUUCAAAGAAAUGAUUCCAAUAUAGCUACAGUUGUUUUGAAUACAAAUAAUGACGAUACACCUCUUCGUCGAACAGUCACUUUAAUGAAUUCAACGAAUCAGACAAUUAGAACCAACAGUAAUAAUAGUAAUAACAAUAAUAUUAAUGAUAAUUGUCGAAUAAAAUUAUCCCAAGUAAGCACCAGUUCGGCACCUACCACAAGCACCACAACAAAUUGUGUUACUACUACUACUACUACUACUACUACUACUACCAUACUUCCAGCCUGUAAUCAAAUAUUUUAUGGUCGUAAUUCAUUACAACAUCAACAAUUACAAUCUCCACUUCAAGGUUUUGAAAUAUCAGACCACCAAAAUUCGACAUCCUCUUCAAAUGUUGCAGGUACAACUACGACCUCAACUUUAAUUCAAGUUAGUCCAUUGAAAUCAAAUUAUAAUGCACAGAAUGGUAGUAUUGUUCAAGCUUUUUCAUAUACUGCUGAUAGACAACCGAUAACCAUUACACAACCUGAUAAUGUCGUCGGUGACGUUGAUCACAAUGGCGUUACACAAUCACAGUUUUCAACAUUAAUUGAAGCGAAAUUGGAACCAUCAACAAAUAAUUCGCAUAGCCUUCUACAACAAAAUAAUCAUCUCGUAACUUCAUCGAAUUCGAUGCAUAAUCAACCAAUAAUCACUUUUCUUCCAUUAAAUAAUAAUUAUUUAUUCAAUAACUCUAGUAAUAAUUUUACUUCUACAACUGUGACAACUGGUACUACUACUUCUACUAUUGCUCAUGAAAUCGGUUCAACAACGUCUAGAACUACAACUACAAAUAAUAACAAUAAACCGGAUAUUUAUUUUGAAAUUCCCCUUAGCAAUAGAGAUUUGUCUAGCUCAGUUCAAACAGUUUAUCGUUUGUUAUAUACUGACAAUUCUGGUCGGACGGUAAUCACCAAUGAGUCAGCGUUGAUUAAUGAAGCCGGUCAUCUUGUUAUUAUCAAUAAUGAUAGCAUUAGUAAUAACAAUAAUAAUCAUUUUGUCAGUAGUGAGAAUAAUAGUAAUAAUGUGUUGAAUGCAAUGAGCGUACUUGGGGCUGAGUACUCACCCUACCAUUCUUCUUCCUGCGCUUCUUCAUCAACUGAUCACUAUACUAUUGACCAUCUUCCGAAUAUUAAUAAUCGCCAACUUCAGUCGACACCUUGUUCCUCUGUAGUAUCGUCAGCAUCAACGUUAACAACGGCCUCAACAUUAUCCUUGCCAUUAUUGUCUAUCGGCGAUACAUUGACAUUAUCAUCAACAGCGUUGAAACUACAACAAUCUAAACAUUCAUCAGUUACUACAUCGAAUGUGACAAAUCGAUUACAAACAUCAAACCAACAUAUUAAUAAUAAUCUUGAUGAAAUCCAUGUUGAUUUUAUGAAUGGUAUGUCCAAUACUGGUACUACUACUACCACUACUAAUACUACUACAAAUGCUACUUCCAGAAAUGCUACAAAUCUCAGUUUUAAUGGUGGUGAUCAGUUGGUAUCUGGCUAUCAUCAUCAAAUUAAAAUGGACGAUAAUUGUUAUUCAUCAUCUUCUGUUGUGACGACUGCGGCAAAUCCGAUGGUGUCUAAAGGACAUUAUCACAAUAUGCAUAAUAAUAAUAAUAAUAGUAGUAGUACUACUAAUAAUAAUAUUCGAAAUAACUCAUUAUUAACUCUUCCUUCUUUGUCAAGUAUGACAUGUCAUUUAAUCCCAGUGGAGCCGAAACCUGAUCAAUUGAGAACUUUACAGUCUGUUAUUAAUUCCGCCAGUGCCUUCCAAUGUUCCGAUUUUCCUGCCUAUGUUGAACAGUUAUUCCGUAAAGGUAUAUUGAGUGGUCGAAGACCAUGGUGUUUAAAUUUUACUGCAUGGUUUAUCAAUACGUUAGUUUUUGAAGUGGAAAAUCGUACAGAACAUGUCAGUCUACGUUGGGGUGAUUUUCGUCUGUGUCAAACUGCAGAUAGACAAACAGAAUAUAUUUAUUUUAUUAAUCGAAUUACAAAUAAACGUUAUUAUUUAGCUGGAUCACCAACAUCAUGUUGUGCAUUGGGUUACAAAAAAAGUGAAUUUGAUAUGAAGUCAAUACAUGAACCACCUGUUCGAUGUCCCUGUCCUGUAGCUAUAUUCAAGGAAUUAAGAGAUAGACGACCUAACGGUUGUUUGGAUCCUUAUUCGAAAUUUUACUUACAACCUCGUAAUGUUGAAUGCCCCGAUGCGAAUGAUAUUGAAGAAAUACACGAUAAAGUUCAAAAAUGUCAUUUAUUACCAGCUAAUAGUAAUUGGUUCACGGAACAUGCAUGGGGUAAAAAUAAACUUGGUGGUCUAUUCGCUGAAGCAUCAAAACUUGCUGGCUUACCAACAAUCUGGUUACGUAAACAUAGAUCGAGAAAUUUUUUCCCCGGUGGUGGAGGUUCCGGUAUCGGUGCAUUAGGCAAUCUUCAUCAUCAUAACCAAUAUUUUCCUAAAACUGACAACAAUAUUGAUAGUGAUACAAAUUUGUACAAAUCUAAUACUAGCACUAUGGAAAACGAUGCAGAACAUUCGAUUAUUACAUCUAAGGAGAAUAAAGAAAUGAUUAGUAGUACGCAUACAGAGAAUAAACGUAGACGAUUAAUGAAUUCAGUUAAAGAUGUAAUUUCAACAACGACUUCGAACACAACAACUACAUCGACGACAACGAUGGUGUCAACAACAGCGACAACGGUUAUUGGAACAAUGAAUGCAACGAUGACUGUUGAUCAAAAGGAUCCUAAUAUUGUCAAUAGUGUAAAUAUACUACCUAGUUCAAUGACUAUAUUGAAGCCGAAAGAAGUACUGUAUACUUCAACUAUCAGUUAACAGUUCCAGCUUAAUAGACAGUCAGUAUACAUAUACAUAUACCUACUGCAGAUAUUUUCUGACCACCUCUUACAUAUUUCAUUCAUUCCACAUACACAAAUAUUUCAUAUUUAUUUGUUCGGCUUAUUUAAUUUUCAAUCAUCUAUGAUUUUCAGAAUUACACUUACCUAGAUAUGGAACUCUACUAAUUCUGUUUAUCUACAUUUGAUUUAAUGAAUUGAUUAUAAUAAGCAAACCAAAAGAGAGAGAGAGGAGAUGAAGCAAUACAACAUGCAUAUCGUCACCUUUUUUUCUUAUAGAAAUUGCUUUGCGAUAAUGAUUAUUUCGUACAGUUUAAUUGUUCUAUGUUUUGUAUACAGUGAUAGGGUAUUGUAGUACUUACAGUGGUAAUAUUAGUAGUAGUAUUAAUAGUAGUACAUUACUGAUGGCUUUUCCUGUUGUUUUUUCAUAUGAGUGCAGUAUUUUCUUUUUACUUAAACUUGAUUAAUUUUAUGAUAUUUGCUUAUUUCCAUAACACAACUAGAAGCAAUAGUCAUAAUUUAGUGUUAAAAUUAUUACAUCUACAUGAAUUAUUUUCAUUAUAAUUAUAUUCAUUAUUAUUAUUACAAUUAUUAUUGAUGUAUAUAUAGUUUCACACUUCAGAGAUUAUAUCUAUGUUCUAUGUACUUCACUGUUUGAUUGCUUAUUUUAACUACUAACUUAUUAUUGCUGUUUGUUUGUUUUUCCCUAUUUCCAUGUAUAUGUUAUCGUACUACUGAUUUGCCCAAAUUGCUUUUAAUAUACUAAAAUACACAGAAAUAACAAUAUACCUCAAUUUAUGGAUGUUGUUUUAAGUGAUUUUCUAGAGAACCAUUGAUUUUUCUUCUUUUUAGUUGUCAUUUCAGUGAUGAGGGUAUGACGAUGAUAAUUUUUGCCACAGUUAUUGUAUACUGUCUAUUUCUCGUUGAAUUAUGCCUUUCAACAUGUCACACACAUCCGCAGUCCUGUGUUCUGCUACUUGUAGUCCAUAUAUAUAUAUAUAUAUAUAUAUAUAUAUAUAUAUAUAUCACUGUACACAUAGGUUGUUGCUUUCAACUAAAUACCCUCUUGUUCAUCUGUCGCUCCCAACCGUGUACACAUUAAUUCACUUUUUCGAUAAUCCAUAAAAUGUAAAUGUCCGUAAAUAAUAUGAAGUGGAUUUAUAUGUGCAGUGUAUUCUAGUUUGUUGCCCUCUCCUCUCGGGUACUCAGUGAAAUUCCUACCAUAUGUAUGUAUAUACACACACACACACACUCAAUACUACAUAUUUUAAUUCAAUGAAAGUCAUGUAAUUUUUAUUAUCGUCUUUUUCUACAAUAGUCAUUUCUAUAUUUAUAUAUUCAAUUUCUUCAUGUGCAUAUAUACAUGUAUAUUUAACAUUGUUAUCUUAAUUAUUUUUUAUAUGAACAGAAAAUUUAGCAUAUUAUUACAAUUACAUAAUCACUAGUUGCUUUCUAUUACAUAUAAUUCUAUACAUAAUUUGAUUGUGCUUUCGUUUUAAUAAUUAAACAGCAUUUUCUUUUAAUUGUAGAGCAUAUUUCCCUCCUCACUAUAUUAAUGACAAUAUUGUUGUUCAUUUAUUAUUGUCAUCUAUGAACGUUUGCUUGUAUUGUUUGUUUACAACGAUGUUUUCAUACACGUCUGUUUUUUGUUUGUUUUCUAAUUGUUGUGUAAAAGUGUUUUUGUUUCUUUCACCGAAAGUCUGUUACAAAUUAUGUUUAUUAUUAUUAUUAUUAUUAUUACUUCUAGUAAUCAUUCUGUUUUACACGUUAUCACUAUUAUAAUUAUAAUCGGUUAUUAUUUAUAUGGUAAAGUUAAAAUUAAAGCAUUUUCUUUUAAAGAAAAGAAAUUUAA
This is a messenger RNA of Schistosoma spindalis, 9795 nucleotides long. Lineage: Eukaryota; Metazoa; Platyhelminthes; Trematoda; Strigeidida; Schistosomatidae. The record is from the annotation of a GenBank genome assembly.